AUGGAUAUUGAUUAUUCCCAUGGAGGUCCUAAAAGGGGCUAUUUUACCUAUGCGAAGACAGGAAUCAACCGCUUGUCCAAAAAGGUGAAACUCCUUCUUUUAGGUAUAAUUAUAUUCAUACUAUACUGGAUAUUUAUUAGAAGAGCUGAUAAGGGUUUGGAGAAGGGGAAUGCAUUAUUCCAAGGGACAUCGAACCAGUUUGAUCCAAACCAAAGUUCAAUCACAGAUGAGAAGAUUAGUAGAAUUCAUCUUAAUUAUCUUGAUUUAAAAAAGCCAUUCGUUGAUCUUUCCACCUUAAAAUUUAACAAUUAUGUUAACGGGGGAAAUAUGCAAAUUGAGAGAGAUUCGGAUCAUGUAUGCCUUGUUCCUGACAGAUCGUCCGCACUUGGUUAUCUUUUUUCUAAGAGUUUCAUUUCUGAGUCAGAUUCAUCUGCUCUCGAAGUAGAGCUGGACUUUCGCAUACAUGGCCAUGAGAAAAGAAGCAAUUUGAUCGGAGAUGGAAUGGCUUUAUGGUUCACAGAUUCACAAUUGCAUCAAGGUGAUGUCUUUGGAGUUCAGAGUGACUAUAAAGGACUUGGAAUAUUCAUUGACACAUAUAAAAAUGGCGACAGGAAGGAGUACAAGUCAAUGAAUAAGAGAGGAUUUCCAUACAUUUCCAUUCAACCAAAUUAUGGAAAUGCUGGACAAUAUAACAAGGAUAACGACGGCUAUCAGACGGAGCUGGAUGGAUGUUCGAUUCACAGAGUUUAUGAUGCCGGAAACCAAGGUAAGAUAUCAAAGAUCAGGAUUAUUUUUCUUCGUAAGAAAGCAUACUUUCGCCUUGAUGUAGAUAUAAACGGUGAUGGAAGUUGGCAGAACUGCAUUCAAAAAAUGAAUUUCCCAGUGGAUGCCUUUCCUUUAAAGCCAUACAUUGGUCUUAGCGCUGAAACUGGCCAACUUACACAUGCCGUCGACAUUUACAGACUACAGACAUCGACUUUUAGGGCAUCAAAUGGUGAAGAAAUCAAAAACGUUCAUAGCUUACUCAAUAGCAUAGGAGUAUCAAAGAAUCAGCAAAGUAAGAGCACGCAGCGGGUUUCGGAAAAACGCAACAAAAAUGGUUUGAGAUCGAUGAAAAGGAGAAGAACGUUUAGUCGUCUUCAGAGGCAGGAGAAGGAAUUGAAGCGUAAAGAUGAAGAGAAAUAUGGAAGCAAAUAUGGAUUUUUGGGUUGGUUUGGAUCCCUGGUUUGGAAAACUCUCAAAGUAAUUAUGUGCUCAAUUCUUAUAAUUUUUAUCGGUUAUUUCGGAUUUCUUGCUUUUCGUGUGUUCAGAGACAAAAGAAGGGAUAGAGCACCUCGAGGACUUCUUUAG
This is a messenger RNA of Brettanomyces bruxellensis, 1350 nucleotides long. RefSeq lists its product as uncharacterized. The record is from RefSeq and is a predicted model, not a curated record. Gene Ontology annotation, molecular function: D-mannose binding. Bases 1 to 1350 code for a protein of 449 amino acids. The transcript has a single exon. Gene Ontology annotation, cellular component: endoplasmic reticulum-Golgi intermediate compartment; endoplasmic reticulum membrane; Golgi membrane. NCBI's taxonomy places the organism in Eukaryota, Fungi, Ascomycota, Pichiomycetes, Pichiales, Pichiaceae. Gene Ontology annotation, biological process: endoplasmic reticulum organization; endoplasmic reticulum to Golgi vesicle-mediated transport; Golgi organization.